Messenger RNA from Vigna unguiculata (cowpea), 763 nucleotides. RefSeq lists its product as uncharacterized. Gene Ontology annotation, cellular component: RNA polymerase III complex. Gene Ontology annotation, molecular function: nucleic acid binding; zinc ion binding. The record is from RefSeq and is a predicted model, not a curated record. Gene Ontology annotation, biological process: termination of RNA polymerase III transcription; DNA-templated transcription. NCBI's taxonomy places the organism in Eukaryota, Viridiplantae, Streptophyta, Magnoliopsida, Fabales, Fabaceae.
CCCUAAUUGGGGCUCAAAACGACUGACCAGUCCCCCGCUCAAAACCUCGGAAGGAAACCCAUAUUCACUCUUCUCAAUCCACAUCUUAAUCACGUUUCUUAUUCAAUAAUUAUAAUUAUCUUCUCUCGUAUAUUCGCCAGUUCGCAACCCGCAACCCAACGGAGGGGGAGAGUGUUGAGUCGAAGCAACUAUCGUGAAGGAAAAAGUAUUGUCAAGUAUAGCGAUAUAGAAGAUGGAGUUUUGCCCCACAUGUGGUAACAUGCUGCAGUUUGAAUUGCCCUAUUUGGAACGGCCUUCAAGAUUUUUUUGUUCUGCUUGUCCAUACGUUUGCCAUGUCAACCAUAGGGUCAAGAUAAAAAGAAAGCAAAGGUUGGUGAAAAAAGAAAUAGAGCCUAUAAUCUCCCCAGAUGACAUGAAGAAUGCACCAAAAACUGAGGCGACAUGCCCAUAUUGCGGUCAUGGUGAAGCUGCUUUCAAAGAAUUUCAGACUAGAUCUGCUGAUGAACCAGCAACUCUAUUCUAUCGAUGCUUGAAUGACAAAUGUCAAAAACAAUGGCGUGAAGAUUGAUUUCAACCUUGUGCCAUAUAUUUUUCCAUGUCCAAGGACAGAAAAGCUUUUCAAGCUGAUUAUAAUUGACCUUAUAUUACAGCCAAGAGGUUUUGGAUAGUUUUAAAAAAUUUUGAUGACAAAUGCAUAAGUGCUACAUAUCUUUUCUUCAGUUAUUGCUAUUAUUAUGAUCAUAGUCAUGAACCUUUGUUUUAA